Cryptotermes secundus is the source of this 1303-nucleotide messenger RNA. RefSeq names its product E3 ubiquitin-protein ligase CCNB1IP1. NCBI's taxonomy places the organism in Eukaryota, Metazoa, Arthropoda, Insecta, Blattodea, Kalotermitidae. The transcript has 5 exons. Gene Ontology annotation, biological process: reciprocal meiotic recombination. Gene Ontology annotation, molecular function: ubiquitin protein ligase activity. The coding region runs from base 317 to 1078 and encodes 253 amino acids. Gene Ontology annotation, cellular component: synaptonemal complex. The record is from RefSeq and is a predicted model, not a curated record.
CAAUGCAAGACUUAAAUGGAAGAAAGUAUUUAUUUUUACACAAAUUUCAAACGGCUUCCCUUAAAUCUCUAACAAAAAAGGGGCUAAAAAUGCAUCAAUCUCAGUAUUCGGUGCACAGAUUCUAAUGAAACAAUAUUUCCCUUAUAUUCCCGCAACACGGCGGGCAAAUUUUCAGUUUGCAGCUUGCUUUCUUGCUCAUAGCGCGAAGAUCAACGUUGAAAAUUUUGUGAUUGUGUGCUGUAUUCGUAGUGUAGUCAAGAAGAAGUCUACCAUCAAAAUGAAUAUUUAGCAUAUUAUACUUCGUCUUCGUAUUAUAAUGGCGAAUAUGGACCUUUAUUGUAAUAAUAAAAGGUGCAGAAAACGUUUAAUUGCCUCUGCUUGGAUAACAAGUUGUUCACACGCAUUUUGUGAUGAGGAUGCUGACCAGGCAUUUUUCAGCAUACAGGAAAACAUCAUAUGCCCUGCCUGCAACACGCACCUACCUGAGAAGCAUGAUAUUGUAAAAGUGGACUUAAAUCCGUCUGAAAAAUUUAAAUCUAUGGUUCUAGCAGGAUUGCGCCCAGAGAUUAUUAUGGAUGUAACAAACCGUGCCCUUACAUUUUGGCACUAUCAAAUGUACCAGGAGUUGCAAUAUCAGAAAGCUCUUAACAAGCGAUCCUGUGAUAAUUUAACCCAGGCUGAAGAAACUUACACUACCGAAAUUAUGAAACUGAAUGCCCUUCUGCAGAAAGAAAAAAGAAACACAGAAGCUUUAGAAAAAGAGGUGGAAAAUCAAGCACGUCAUAUGGGGGAACUACAGGACCAAGUUGUACAAAAGAAUCGUCACCUGCAGAAUCUUAUGGCUAUGAACAAUAAAUUGCGGUGCAACACAUCCACUUUGCAACCAGAUGACGGUUAUGAUGCAACUAAACCUAAAAGAAGACACUACUCCUUAGGGCUACAGACAUUGAGAGACUUAAGACCUUAUGAUGAAGUUCUUCCUCAGAACAGUAGUGGACAAGCACAAGAUUUUGUAUUUAAUCCAGUAACACCACCUACAAGACCUGAUGAAAGGAGACAUUUUGUAACUAAAAAGUGAGAUUCAUUCUUAGGAAGACAGACAUGUGUACAUAGGUUGAACAAAAUAAUGGAAACACUUCUGAUACUGUACAAAUUUUCUUUCUUAACAUGGUGUUGGACCACCUUUUGCCGUCAAUACGGCUAAAAUCCUUCUUGGAAUGUACUCCUACAAGUUUUGAACAGUCUCCAGCGGAAUUUUAUACCAUUCUUCUUGAUGAACAUCUUCAAGUUGCUUCAGAGAGGU